CCCCGGAUGCUGCAUGACUUCAUCCUUCCGCCGGCUGCCCCGCUGAGCCAGGGCCGGUCCGGCAGCUAGCCCGCCGUCCGCGCCCGCCGCAGUCCCGCGCCCACUCCGCGCCCGCCAUGUCCGAGAUCCUGCCCUACAGCGAGGACAAGAUGGGCCGCUUCGGCGCCGACCCCGAGGGCUCCGACCUCUCCUUCAGCUGCCGCCUCCAGGACACCAACUCCUUCUUUGCGGGCAACCAAGCCAAGCGACCCCCCAAGCUGGGCCAGAUCGGCCGGGCCAAGAGAGGAUCAAACGCCGAGUCGGUGGAUGCUACGGAAGAACCUUCGGGUUGA
This is a messenger RNA of Miniopterus natalensis, 332 nucleotides long. NCBI's taxonomy places the organism in Eukaryota, Metazoa, Chordata, Mammalia, Chiroptera, Miniopteridae. The record is from RefSeq and is a predicted model, not a curated record.